AAAGUGAAAGAAAAAAAGUGUUCGGCCAUUGAAGUCGCUGACUCACCGACAUUUUCUCUAACAGACGAGGAAACGCAUAAAACCGAUAGAUUACAGUGUUAUACUGGAGCCUAAGUCACUUUAAACACGCGUGAAAGAUGCUGAACACCUCGAGAAAGUGGCAGAGCCCGAGUGGUGGAUUUUCUUUUGAAAACACGCGCAGAAAUGCUGUUCUGGAGACAAGCUUAUCCGAGAAGGGUUACAGUGCACCAAAAGCCAGGAAGACUGGCACCACCAUCGCUGGCAUCAUAUUUAAGGAUGGAGUGAUUUUAGGAGCAGACACCAGGGCCACGGAUGACAUGGUCGUUGCUGAUAAGAACUGCAUGAAGAUCCACUACAUUGCCCCCAAAAUCUACUGUUGUGGUGCAGGUGUGGCAGCAGAUGCUGAAGUCACAACACAGAUGAUGUCAUCAAAUGUGGAACUGCAUUCGCUCAGCACCGGACGUCCUCCUCUCGUAGUCACCGUGACGCGGCAGCUUAAACAGAUGCUGUUUAGGUAUCAGGGGCACAUUGGUUCCUCUCUUAUCGUGGGAGGUGUGGAUGUAAAUGGUCCGCAGCUCUAUAGCAUCUACCCUCACGGCUCAUAUGAUAAGCUUCCUUUCCUUACCAUGGGGUCUGGAGCGGCUGCCGCUGUAUCUGUAUUCGAAGAUCGAUAUAAGCCAAACAUGGAGCUGGAGGAAGGAAAGCAGCUGAUGAGAGACGCCAUCGUGGCAGGAAUCUUCUGUGAUCUGGGAUCUGGCAGCAAUGUAGACCUGUGUGUCAUCACUGAGAAAGGUGUCGAUUAUCUGAGGGGAUAUGACCAGCCCGCUCAGAAAGGACAGAAGGAAGGCACAUACAGAUACAAGCCAGGCACUACUGCUGUUCUCACAGAGACUGUAACUCCAUUAACACUGGAUCUUGUGCAAGAAUCAGUCCAAGUGAUGGACACAGAAUAAGCCAGGAGCAUCUGUGCUUGAAUCAGUCCCACUUCAUUUAGAACGAAAUAUCAUUUUAUACAGUUUGCUUGGUAACAUUAAAGAGUUUGAUCCUUUG
Messenger RNA from Triplophysa rosa, 1071 nucleotides. RefSeq names its product proteasome 20S subunit beta 10 (gene psmb10). Gene Ontology annotation, molecular function: threonine-type endopeptidase activity. Gene Ontology annotation, cellular component: proteasome core complex. Lineage: Eukaryota; Metazoa; Chordata; Actinopteri; Cypriniformes; Nemacheilidae. Bases 138 to 974 code for a protein of 278 amino acids. The transcript is spliced from 8 exons. The record is from RefSeq and is a predicted model, not a curated record.